UUCAGAAUUCGACUAGAGUUGAUCAGUUUCCCUGCUGCUUGGUACCGAUUGUGUGCCAUGUGCAGGGAUUUUGCUGCUUUGUAGUUGAGCAUUCGGGGGGCUGAGCUAUUUUUUUCCUGUUUUUUCUUUUCUAGAAAUUUUUUUUGUCACUAGUUUGGCGGUGAGUUUGUUUUUCGGGUGUUGCAUACACCUGGAGGAGUGGCCAUGGGCUACGUCAGUAAGCAUGGCGUCGAGGCGCUGCAGCGCUACAAGUACAGCGGGAUCGAUCGCUCUUACAUGGCCAAAUGGGUUUUCCAGCCAUUCUGGCGCUUUGCCGUGAAUUUCUUCCCCAUGUGGAUGCCUCCCAACAUGAUUACUUUGAUGGGCUUUGGGAUGAUCCUUACUUCAGCGAUGUUGAGCUAUGUUUAUUCACCGCACUUGGAUGCUCCACUUCCUCGGUGGGUGCACUUUGCACAUGGCAUCCUUCUCUUUCUUUACCAGACCUUUGAUGCUGUUGAUGGGAAACAAGCUAGGCGGACAAAUUCGUCGAGUCCUCUUGGAGAACUUUUUGAUCACGGUUGUGAUGCCCUCACUUGCUCGUUUGAAAAUAUGGCUUUUGCAUCCUCUGUGAUGGCUGGCAAACUAUCGUUCUGGUUCUGGGUGAUUGCAACGAUUCCUUUCUAUGGUGCCACUUGGGAAAGUUUCUUCACAGAUACGCUUAUCCUUCCUGAAAUCAAUGGUCCAACUGAAGGGCUGAUGAUUAUCUACUGCGCCCACAUUUUUACAGGAAUCGUCGGCCCAACAUGGUGGACACAAAGUAUUAAGAAUGCCGUUCCAUUUCUGGGGAUGAUUCCAUUCAUUCCAGAUGUAUCUGUGACUGUAGUAGUCAUCUUUUUGAUGAUGUCGGUGGCAGUUGCCCCUACUGUGGGCUACAAUUUUGUGAACGUCUACAAAGUUGUGAGGGGAAGAGGUACCAGUUUUAGAACGGCGUUGGCAAUGCUCUUGCCAUUUUGGACUCUUCUAGGAGCAGUUCUGUUCUGGGGGUGGACAUCACCUUCUGAUAUCUUAAGGUUUCAACCACAUUUGGUCAUGAUGGGAGCUGGAUUCGCCUUCGCUUACCUAGUGGGCCGACUAAUUCUUGCACAUCUAUGUGAUGAACCCAAAGGUUUGAAGACAGGAAUGUGCACGGCACUUUUGUACCUGCCUUUUGCGAUUGGCAAUGCACUGUCAGCAAAUUAUUUCAAUGGUGAACCUCUUGUGGAUGAGACUUGGGUCUUGGUUGGCUUCUGUGCUUUCACAGCUUCACUUUACGGCCACUUUGUUGUAAGUGUUAUUCAUGAGAUUACAGAGGCACUUGGCAUCCAUUGCUUCAGGAUUGGUAAAGUCAAAGACGGGAAAGGAACCUAAGCAAGAGGAAUCUUUGAUGCAUCUGAAAUCAAGUCUUGCGGGCUCUCGCUGUAGUUGGAGGGCAUACAGAAGACUUUGUACGUUUAGUGAUUUUGCUGUAAAAUGUGAUUUGGACCUCGUGGUAGAUCCAGAUAAUUGUUGUUUACGUAGUGCAUGCUUCGUGUUGAGGAGAUUAAUCCACACUUCGCAGGUUGUAGACAUUGUGUAGGGAUUGGAACGGUAGGAGGUUCUUCGCACUCGUUGCACUCUACCAAGGCUUUUCUGCCAUUCCAUGUCGCAUGAAGUAGCUCCCUAUGCAUCGUUCUGUGUACAAGGAUUUUGAAUUGAAACGUAUUUUUCGUCAUUUUUA
Molecule: messenger RNA, 1735 nt
Organism: Physcomitrium patens
Lineage: Eukaryota; Viridiplantae; Streptophyta; Bryopsida; Funariales; Funariaceae
Product: choline/ethanolaminephosphotransferase 1
Biological process (GO): phospholipid biosynthetic process
Cellular component (GO): membrane
Molecular function (GO): phosphotransferase activity, for other substituted phosphate groups
Source: RefSeq, a predicted model, not a curated record